Prorocentrum cordatum is the source of this 1110-nucleotide messenger RNA. NCBI's taxonomy places the organism in Eukaryota, Dinophyceae, Prorocentrales, Prorocentraceae. The record is from the annotation of a GenBank genome assembly.
AUGAUGCGCCCGUGCCUGCUCGCAGCGGCGGGCCUCUGCCUCCGCGUGGCCCGUGGGAGGGAAGCGCCCGUGAUGAACGAGGGUGGGAUCCCGUACGCCAUCAGCAAUGCUGCGCCCGGUGGGGAGUACUCCACGAAUUUCAACGUCAACGCCAUGGGCCCCGUGGAGCACUUUGACGUCUACGGGGAGAUCCGCACGAGGUACUCCGAGGUGUAUUGGACGAGGAAUGAACCCAUCAAUCUGCCACCAGACUUGGUGAAACGUUUCGACGGCAAGGUCAUGGCCAUUACCGGCUACGAAAUAGACCAGGUAACGCAUGCUGGUCCGCAGCCUGGAAGCACCACGACGGACACCAAGCUAGGAGGAUUUGCUUGCUACCCCGAAUGCCCUGGGACAGACAAGUCUGUCCCGAUCUAUCAUGCAUAUAAUCACCAUUACUUCAGCUGGCUUGUGGGCAAGAACGCAGAGAUGGUCAUCAGGGAUAAGCCAAGCAGAAUUCCCAACCCCACGUGGACUAGCUUCCGAGACAGACCAGGUGUGAAUUCGCAAUUUCCAUCAAGUAUCGUUUUCAAGGAAAACCCAGGAGGAGAAUUCAGGAAGAGUUACCACGGUUAUCCAGGUGGUUUCGCGCAAUUGGUGGAAUCGCCGCAGCAAUGGGUCGUCAACCCCAUGCAAAUUGACACGCACAAUCGGAAUGUUGACAUCACUGACGAAUCAGGUUACCAGCCAUGGUUUUUGCCGACGUCGCAACAGAAUCGCAUGACAGAUUUCAACAGCCGCCUGAGUCCCCUCAUCGAGUGCCCGUGCACCGACAGGGUCACGAGGAAGAUCGUGAACGAGAGCGGGAAGGAGAUGCACUACUGGGCCUACAUGAAUGGCACCUUCAAAGAGUGGGAGGGGUAUUCUUGCGAAGGCGAGCCGCGCAGCGACAUGGCUCAGGGUGGGGUCGGCACUGGCCCCCCCGGCCCCAACCCGGCCUGCAGCAUGGCGACCUACCACGGCGGGUUGCAGUGUUGCUGGCCGGGGUGGUUCUUGACAGACCUCGCCCAAGAAGCACUGAUCCCGGACAAGACCGACGUCUAUUUCCUGAAGUGGAGGUAUUAUCCGUAA